Messenger RNA from Glycine soja, 659 nucleotides. RefSeq names its product transmembrane protein 258-like. The record is from RefSeq and is a predicted model, not a curated record. The transcript has 4 exons. NCBI's taxonomy places the organism in Eukaryota, Viridiplantae, Streptophyta, Magnoliopsida, Fabales, Fabaceae. The coding region runs from base 160 to 390 and encodes 76 amino acids. Gene Ontology annotation, cellular component: membrane-bounded organelle. Gene Ontology annotation, biological process: protein N-linked glycosylation.
CCUCAAAAGUUGGGCUUAUUGCAAGUGUAGUGUAGGGUGACUGUGAAGCGAUCUCAGAGCCAUUGCUGACGUUAAAAUAUAGUAUAGAAUUAGAGUCAGCGAGCGAAAGAGGGGUUUUGGAACGUGCAAGAUCCGGUGCUCUAAUCUCUGCAUUCUGUGAUGGCUCCAAAACCGAUAACGAGUCCCGUCCCCGAUUCGUGGUACCCCACGCUCUCCGUCUUCACCCUCGCCAUCGGCCUCGUCUUAACCGCCUCUUUCUUCAUUUAUGAAGCAACAUCUUCUAGGAAAAGUCGUUCACUUGUUCAGGAGCUGACAACUGGUGCAGUGGCUUCAGUCUUCUUGGGUUUUGGGUCCUUGUUCCUCCUACUUGCUUCUGGUGUUUAUGUCUAAUUUAAACAUUGAAUUGGAUGAAAAUUUUGCUAAGCAGAUAGCUUUAAAUGAAAAAUUGCAUUGGACGUUUUAGUUUGAUAUCCGACUCUAAGGUAUGUUCUUAAUCUAUCGAUAACAAUGUUGGUUGUGUGUAAUGUUCAAGAAGAUUAUGAUAUCUGAGAUAGUUUUCAAGCAUGUUUUUCGGGUAAUUUCUAUAUGCUGAAUGCAGAUGAAUAUCAUGUUUGAUACUCUUGAUAAUAUACAAUAUCUGGGGCCUCUUUGGAAUGGAA